Cucumis melo (muskmelon) is the source of this 1527-nucleotide messenger RNA. RefSeq names its product universal stress protein PHOS32-like. The coding region runs from base 152 to 931 and encodes 259 amino acids. NCBI's taxonomy places the organism in Eukaryota, Viridiplantae, Streptophyta, Magnoliopsida, Cucurbitales, Cucurbitaceae. The transcript is spliced from 2 exons. The record is from RefSeq and is a predicted model, not a curated record.
CCCAUUAAAAUAUUGUUCCCAUCUUCCAUUUCCUCUCUAUAUUUCAAUUUUUCAUUUCUCUAGUCCUUUUGCUUUCCUUUUAAAAUGUUCUUCCCAUAAUUUAUUCUCUUCUUCCAUUUCUCUAAAUUUCCAAAUUGAUUCUGAUUUCUCCAUGGAUCCUCAGAGCUAUCUUCGAAAUCCCACCUUAGAACCUGACCCCCAACUUCCCAACAUCAAAAUUCACCAUCCAGCUUCCCCUCGCCACCCUUCCGCCGCCACUCCCGUCGCCACCCCCACCCCUACUGCCGGCGCCCGCCGCAAGAUUGGUGUCGCUGUUGACCUUUCCGAGGAGAGUGCUUAUGCUGUUCAUUGGGCUGUUCAACACUAUAUUCGCCCUGGUGAUGCUGUCAUUCUCCUCCAUGUUAGCCCUACUUCCGUCCUUUUCGGCGCCGAUUGGGGUUCUAUUGACAUUACUCUCGAUACCGUCGGUAAUAACCCGGAUGAUGAUGAUGCUUUGAAUUCUGACAAUGGUCAACAGCAGAACCACACCGAGCGCUCUAAACGUAAAUUGGAGGAUGAUUUCGAUGCCUUCACUGCCUCUAAAGCUGCCGAUCUAGCCAAGCCCUUGAAAGAUGCUCAAAUUCCUUACAAGAUUCACAUUGUGAAAGAUCAUGAUAUGAGAGAGAGGCUUUGUCUGGAAGUGGAGAGGUUGGGGCUGAAUGCCCUGAUCAUGGGUAGUCGGGGUUUCGGUGCAGCAAAGCGUGGAAAUGACGGUGGACUCGGGAGCGUUAGCGAUUAUUGUGUGCAUCAUUGUGUGUGUCCUGUAGUGGUGGUGCGUUUUCCGGAUGAGAAGGACGUUGGGGUCGGUGCUAGUUCUCUGGCUGCGCGGAAGCCGGACGUUGACGCCCCGAAAAAGUCAGUAGCCGAGCCAGUGGAGUCUAAAGGUGUUUAGAUGGUAACUGUCCAAAUCAGAGACUGAUUUCCCCAUGUGCAAGUAAGGAUAUGUAACCAAAUCGUCUAUCUCUAUAUCCGUACAACUCUCUGGCUUAUUUUGCUUCUCCUGCUGAUAAUUGUUUUUCCGUACUGAUCUUCUUACUAGAAACGAAGUGAAAUGAUGAUAUUCAGAUUAAGAAUAUUAUAUUAUACAUUCGAUCACAUUCCUAAGUUUCAUAUCAUCUGUGUGUAUCUUUGUUUGAUUUUUCUUGUAUUCCUUUAUGUAGUUUGUGUUGAAAAGCUUGCCUGUCAUCCUGAUUAGCCGAGGUGCAAACUGGAUUGUCGGUUUUGAGUCUGAAUUACAGAGCCCCUGUUUUCGAAGAUGAAGAAACCAUGAAUAAGAAAAUAAUUGCCGAAUGAUUUGAAGUUGAUGUCUGGCCUUUCAAAUUGUUUAAUUGCUUUGAUAUCAAUAAUAUUUGUUGCUUUUCUGCCACGGUUUUUUUAAUCUGGUUUCUAAUUAUCGAAUCCCUCGAACAAACUUGUUAUGUUGCUUGAAUUUCUGAUUAAUGGUUGAAUUGUGUAAUAUAUCAACUUCCUUUCUGCUUCUGCUUCAAA